AUGGUUGCAUCUUCACCCGAAAUGAAUAUGUUACUUGAACCUACUACGAAUACCUUAUUUACGACCACAACCACAAACAGCAAUUCUUCCUUGCUUACAGUACCAAAAACUCCAUUUUAUGGGUACUUGCUUUACUGUGAAGAAGUAAGGCUUCACUUCCUGGCGGUGAAUCCUACAAUGGCUGUGGAAGCAAUGUCGCAAUUUAUCGAAGAGAAAUGGAUGGUAUUGACAGAGAGAGAGAGGCAGGACUAUUCUGAACGCGCUAAAGAGCUUAAUUGGCAAAAUCUCAGCCAGGACGAGAAAAACAUGUAUCAGGCAAUGAUCACAAAUUUACAAGAUUCCAACGCUUCUUUCGGAAAUCCUAAACAAGAGAUUCUUCUUUCACGGGAAGCACCCGAGCUCGAUGAUACUCGUCCGUUAAAGAAAUCCCGCGUUUCUUCUGAUGGUGACGAUGAGAAUGAAAGUUCCGACGACGAUGCGGAUGAAAAUGGUGAUUUCGAUUAUGAGAAAACUUUUGAAAGCACAAUCUCAUUAUCUGAGAAUCCUAUUUUUUCGAAUGUUGAAUUUAUUGAGCCGCUGCCGUCUUCACCUUUUUCGCCAUCUUUAUUCAAUACACUCGAACCUAAUACUUCAAGUAUCAUCGCUACCACAUCAGCAGCAGAUAAUCUUGCAACAACAACACCACCAAUUAUGGGGGACAUUGAUCUCUUUGAACAUCAACAAGGUCAAUUCGUUGCUUUUCCAAAACCUCCUUCUCCCGCAUUCUUGCAUUUCUCAAAUUACAUCAGACCCCAAAUCACCGCAAAAUUUCCCAACGAGACUUAUGGAGGUAUCAAUAAACUAAUUAAAAAUCAUUGGAAUUCAAUGUUGAAAGAAGAUCGAGAGCCAUGGGAGCAACAAGCGAAAGAAGAUGAGAAAAGAUUUCAAAAAGAAAAUUUGUGUUUCUUGGCGACUCGUACACUUAAACAAGUUACGGAAACUUUCGAAGUUUUUUAUAAUCAAAAUAUCAAUGAAGUUGGUAUUACUGAUAAAGAAAAUUCGAAACAAUCUGACAAAAAAACUAAUACCGUCACCUCCGCCACUUCUACUACGAACAAUAAUGCAAAAUCUACGAUUAAAACUCAGAAAACGCCGCAAAAGUAUUCACCAACUAAGCUGCGUCCUAUUUUACCACGACCACUCCAACCAUCAAAUAACACCCAAAAAAAGAUUUCAACAAUCAUCACCACACCAUCAGCAACCAUCGCCACACCAUCAGAAACCAUCGCCACAACAUCAGCAACCAUCGCCACACCAUCAGCAACCAUCACCACACCAUCAACAAUAAUCACCACACCAUCAAUCACCAUUACCCAGCUACCACUCAAAUCACUCUCAAUUCAACCACAUUAUUUACUUGCACAGCACCCAGACUUGAAAUUCGGACUCCAAGUUCCUACUCGUGCAAAGUCACCCUAUCAAUACUUUUACACAGAGUUUGCUGAGAGUUUUGCAGCACUCUACCCCGAUACCCCCGUCGACCAGCUCCUAAAGAUGAAAUGGAACCGAUUGUCGCCGUUGGAUCGUGAACCUUGGGAGUCCAAGGCAAAAGAGGAUCACGAGAGAUUUCGACAUGAAAAAGAUGCUUAUUUGAAAAAUCAACAUAAGUGUUUUAUAAAUUCUCAGAAUGGUGUUUCGCUUGCAGAGUUUUUCAUGUCGUGA
This is a messenger RNA of Ambispora gerdemannii, 1701 nucleotides long. NCBI's taxonomy places the organism in Eukaryota, Fungi, Glomeromycota, Glomeromycetes, Archaeosporales, Ambisporaceae. The record is from the annotation of a GenBank genome assembly.